This is a messenger RNA of Linum tenue, 1572 nucleotides long. NCBI's taxonomy places the organism in Eukaryota, Viridiplantae, Streptophyta, Magnoliopsida, Malpighiales, Linaceae. The record is from the annotation of a GenBank genome assembly.
CUGUUUCAUUCUUUGUCGCCUACUGAAAACGGUCUUUGGGUCUCUCUUCCAUCUACCACUAUGGCCUGCCUCCGCGGCCGUCUCGCCUCCAGAGUUCGGUCUCCGCCACCUCCGUAUACCUUACGCGAAACCCAUGCCGCCUUGCCGCAAAGUCCGUGAUUGCGGGUUGCCCUGCUGUCCUCUCUUUCUUCAGGGCCAAACUCACCUCAAUUCUUCCAUGGAGGACCAUGCUUUUGUGGUCAGCACGCCAACCCGAUUUUACUCCACACGCUACCCCUACCAAUUGUAGGGUGCGCUGGUGAAGGCAAGCGCCGAUGUUCAGAUUGGAAGAGGGAAAAAGCUCGGCGGCGACCAAGGAGGGGCGAAAGACCAGAAAGCAAAAGAAAAUCCACCGAGAGAUACUGUCUUGCAAAGGAACAAGUUUCGGCAACCAUUGUGGAGGGACCCAGGACAAGAAAAAGAAAGUGUUAAGGUGUACAAGCCUAUGAAAGUGGAAGGAGAUGCUCAAGAAUGUUCCGGAUGCUCUUAACGUCGUCACCGUUGACUAUCAUUAUGUGUUUGGAAGAAUAUGUUUGGGGAAAAGAGAGGGAUCCCCCUAAAGAUGAAAGACUGGUCCGAUUUCACAAAGAAGUGUGAAACAGGCCACAAAGAAGUUCCCUGGGACAUCCUCUAAUCUUUGCUGGGAAAGCCAUGGGGAAGAAUGAGCUGCAUGGUGGAUGCCAUGGUGAGGUGGACGUUGCAGCUUCAGCAGUAAUAUGCUUAGGGUGCCCACUUCAGGAUGGUUGCAAAAAAUAGGCUAUGCUAAACCAAGUACUUCCAGUAAUGAGCAGGUCACUAUUAGGUGCUGACUACGAAGUAAGUUCCCGCCUACUUAAAAUUUGAUGACUGAAUAUUAUAGCAGUGGAAGAAUGCGACCUUCGCCCUUUUCCCUUCAGUGUCAUCUUAACAUUCUGUUGGUUUUCCUAAAUUUUGAAAGAAAAUGUGUGUUAGGUUCAUGAUGCCUAAUUCUCGGCUGUAAAUUCAUCAUAGCUAUAAUGGGUUUCAAAUCAUGGGAGUGACCUGUAUUGAUUGAGUAGUUAGAUGAACUUGCAGCCUUUCUUUUGUCUAGAAUAUUUUGCGAUGUGUCUAUUUGGUCAUGCUUAGAGAUAUAAAUACAUCGGUCCAAAGAGAGGUUAAUCUAGAAUAGACUAAUACAUAUUUGAUAUUUGCACUGGUUGUUGAGGUUAACAAUUAACUUCCCGUCCCAUUUUAUGAAAUAGAUUAAUAUCUUAUGUUACUUUUGCUCUUUGUGCAAAAGCUUUACCAGUGCCACUAUAUGAUGCUGGAUGGGGAGGUACGUGGUUAAGGAGUUGGUGAAGGGAGACCUCUUCUCCUGCCAUCUCUACGGGUUUGACGUUUCCGAGAUGCAAAGGAGUUUACAAGGGCGGUGAAGCUGCACAAGGUAUACCGGAGUUGCAAGGUGACACGGUGGCUUGCUAAUUCCACUGUGGUUGUCGUCGAGCUUUGAUAAGAACUGCACCCAACCAAUCCACAUCCCUGUAAUUGUACACGCAACCUAAGUGUUUCUCUCCC